AUGGUAUUGAUAGCGAGAUGUAUGGAUAAUAAUCAAAAUACCAGUGCACAAGAAAAUGAUGAUGGCGGUGGUGGUAGUGUUAGUGGUGAUGUUAAAAAUAAUGUUUCAUCAACACGUAAUCAUCUAACUAAUUUAUCUAGUCGUUUUGGUAUUGGCUCUAUUGCUGCUGCUAGUCGCUUUCUUCCUAAAUGGGCAUCAUCGUCAAAACGUAAACAUUCAAUAGCAAAACGAGACACCAGCGUACGACAGUAUUCAACAUUAACAACUAAUAAUCAUCGUCAACAUCAUUAUCCAUCAGUAAUAAGAUCAACCGAAAGACAAUUUUCUAAAACGUUACAUCGUACACGUUCAACUUCAGCAUCGUCUGGAUCCGGGCGAAAACUAUCUACACCGCCUUCUUCACCGUCCAUGUGGUUGCAAGGACAACAUUUAUUUUCAUCAACAGCAUCAUCCGAUAAUAAUAAUACUAUUAAAAAUUCAACUACAGUACCUAGCGAUAUAAAUAAACAUGUUGACAUUACACCGUCACCACCAAUGUCUCCAAUGGGUCCUACUCCAGAUACUGUAGCAUUAGAUUUUAAUUUUGAUUUAACAUAUAAUCAAUUACAAUCGCUAUGUGAAGAAAAUUGUGCCUUUUUUGCUCAAAAUAAAAAUGAUGUUAAUAGAUCAUUUGAAAGAUUAUUUAUACAAAUCUUACAUUCGUUAGAAAUAGCUGUACCUAUCAUACGUUAUAUAACGGAAAAUUUUCAUUAUUUUGAUUAUAGUGAAGAGAUUAAAGCAAACGGAUAUCGAUCACUAGUCGUCAGUCAUGGACAAUGUUCACUUAGAUGUUUGGAUAUUGUAAGACAAUUAACUGAAAAACGUCAAGGUUUACUAUUUUCGUUAAUGUAUUCAUCACGUUAUUUACAAGAUCUUGAGGCAUGGACAAAAUGUCUAAUCUCAUUACAAAAUAUCCUCCAGUUUGCAGCUAAAAUGAUUGAUUAUUCUGGAAAAAAAGUAUUGUUAGUUGAUGCUGAUCACGUUCCAUUAGACGUUGAACUAGAAUAUUUCAAAAUGGUUGCUGUUGAUCAAGAAGCAUUUUUUGGUAGAACGUGUGGUUUUCAGUUUGCACAAUCAUUACAAAUGAUGUUAACCUUUUUACUUGCCGGUCUGGCUACAUAUCAUGAAACGUAUAACAAAUCAAUUCCUCUUGCCGCACUUACUCUCGCAACAAGUUCUAAAUAUAUUAUGUUUCCAGAACAACGUGCAAAAAAAUGUGCCGAUGUAUUUCGUGAUAGUGAUUAUUUAUUUUGUAAAAGUUUUUGGAAUUUGGUUGAUCAUGAUGUGAUAAAAAUGGGCGCAAGUAUGAUAAUUCCAAAAGUAACUGUAAACAAAUAUUUUCAAAUCGGUCCUAAUCCAAUUAUAUUACCAAGAUUAGACGGACAAGGUGAAGUAACCAUCAAUGCACCAACUGCUCCACCUGGUGAAGACGAGCCCAUUGAAAAAGCUGCUGGCAACAUUGGUAGUGGUGCUCCACAACAGUCAACAGGAAGUGGCACAGAUAAGCCAAAAAAUUUAGUUAAUAUUAAAUUUUUAUCGAGUGAAGUAAGAGAAGGAAUGGAACUUUUACCAUUAAAAAGAAGUGAUUAUGAAAUUAGUUCUAAAAAAGUACUACCACAAAGUGAUCAUCUAAUUAUGCACAUUCAUGGUGGUGGCUUUAUUGCAACAUCGUCAACCACCCACGAACAUUAUCUCAGACCAUGGACUCUUGGAUUAGAAGUACCAAUUGUAUCCGUUGAUUAUUCUCUCGCUCCAGAAUAUCCGUUUCCACGAGCUAUCGAAGAAUGUUAUUAUGCAUACGCAUGGAUAAUCAAAAAUGCCGAUAAACUUGGCUGGAAUGGUAAACACUUGAUAUUAGCUGGAGAUUCGGCUGGAGGAAAUCUUGUUACAGUCGUCACGAUGAAAUCUAUUGAAGCUGGUUUAAGACAACCAACUACAAUAGUAUGUUUUUAUACACCUUUCUUAUUGGGUUACAGUAUGUCACCUUCAAGAUUAAUGGCUAUUAUGGAUCCAUUAUUGAAUACUGGAUUUUUGUGGCGUUGUUUGACAGCUUAUGCCGGAAUUAAAGCAGAUAAUGUACAACCUCAAGAUGAUAUGAAACAUAUUGAAGAUCAAGUUACCGAUAAACUGAUGAAUCAAAUGUCUAUCGAGUCUCAUGAUUCGAUGGUUGAAAUAAAUACUGUAGAUGUUUUACCCGAAAAAGAGAAGAUUAUCGAUUCUGCGUUCGAGUCACCGAAAAUACGAAAUAUAAAUGUUCAACAAUCGUCUCCUUACGAUAUUCAAACUGAAAGUCACAAAGAACAAAAUCAUCGUGAAACAUCUAAGAAUGAUUUUAUUCAUAAUACAUCAAAAUCUAUCGAUCAGGUUGAUGAAAUUAUUUCAAACGUCAAAAAUUUACUUAGUGAUGAAACAUUAUCAGCAACAACAACUGGAAAAAAGUCAACAUUUGUACGUGAAGAUAAUUAUUAUUUAAAACUAGGAGAAAUUAUGGGUACUCAACAAGCCUAUUUAUUAAGAAAAUUAAGAGAAUCGAGUUUACCAAAUCAUCCAGAUAUGUCACCAUUAUUAGCAGAUGAUAAAAUUCUAAAAAAAUUUCCAACGACCUAUCUUAUCGCAUGCCAUCAAGAUCCACUUUUAGAUGAUAUGGUGACGUUUGCUAAACAUUUGAGACAAUUAAACGUAAAACAUCGUUUACUUUUGAUACAUAAUUUAACACAUGGUUUCUUGAGUUUUUAUAAUGCCAAUAAUGAUUGUAAAAAAGCUGCUGAUAGUGUUAUGUUGCAAGUAGCAAAAGAAGUUGGAAUCAACGUCACUAGUAGAAAAUCACGAAAAAUGACAACGACUAAACAUACGUUAUACAAUAGUACAGGCGAACAAAAUUAUGAUAUAAUAUUUAAUCCUAUAUAUUCCACAGAACCUAGUAACUCAGAUAACGAUAAUUUAUCAUCGUUACCAAUAACGCCCACUAGUCCGCCUAUUUUUAACGCAUUACCAUCGUCAACAAUGCCAACAUCGCCAACAUAUUUAAAAAAGCAAAAAAUUAAAAAUAAAUUGAAAUCGUCCAAACCGAAUGAAAAAUAA
This is a messenger RNA of Didymodactylos carnosus, 3120 nucleotides long. The record is from the annotation of a GenBank genome assembly. NCBI's taxonomy places the organism in Eukaryota, Metazoa, Rotifera, Eurotatoria, Philodinida, Philodinidae.